Molecule: messenger RNA, 1930 nt
Organism: Silurus meridionalis
Lineage: Eukaryota; Metazoa; Chordata; Actinopteri; Siluriformes; Siluridae
Gene: pparab
Product: peroxisome proliferator-activated receptor alpha b
Exons: 8
Coding region: 175-1563 (462 amino acids)
Biological process (GO): negative regulation of transcription by RNA polymerase II; negative regulation of inflammatory response; regulation of lipid metabolic process
Cellular component (GO): nucleus
Molecular function (GO): RNA polymerase II cis-regulatory region sequence-specific DNA binding; nuclear receptor activity; zinc ion binding
Source: RefSeq, a predicted model, not a curated record
CGGCGGACAAACAAGGACGCGUGGAAGGAGACGCACGAUCGUUCCCCACGCUUUGUCUCCAGUGCCGAUCCCUGGUCUUCUCCUCCUCAAGUCUGCGGAGAACUUUCGCAACGUGGACGCACGGCGCCUCCAGACCGAUGCGUGAGUUGGCCUCAGAUCCAGUCCGCCAUUGACAUGGUAGACAUGGAGAGCCCUUACAGUCCUCCGUCUCAUCUGGAGGACUCUGUGCUCUACAGGGACCUCGUGGGUGCCGAAGACUUGCAAGACAUCUCCAAGUCCAUCAAUGAAGAGGCACUCAGCAACUUGGACGUCUCCGAGUACCACUCGACUGGCCGGUGCUCCAGCUCUGAAAGCUCCACGGUGCCAGAUGCUCUGACCCCAGCCUCGAGUCCAUCUUCAGGUGUGUGUGGGGCCAUAGCAGGACAGGAGGACUUUACGUCUGCUUCUCUAAACCUGGAGUGUCGCGUGUGCGCAGACCGAGCCUCGGGAUAUCACUAUGGCGUCCAUGCCUGUGAGGGUUGCAAGGGCUUCUUCAGGCGCACCAUUCGCCUCAAGCUAGAAUAUGACAAGUGUGAACGCCACUGCAAAAUCCAAAAGAAGAACCGGAACAAGUGCCAAUACUGCCGCUUUCAAAAGUGCCUAGCUGUGGGCAUGUCCCACAACGCUAUCCGCUUUGGCCGAAUGCCCCAAUCCGAGAAGCUGAAGCUGAAGGCAGAGAUAUUAACUGGGGAGAAGGAGGUGGAGAAUCCUCAGUUAGCUGACCAGAAAACUUUGGCCAAGCAAAUCUACGAGGCUUAUCUCAAGAACUUCAGCAUGAACAAAGCAAAGGCACGGACCAUCCUGACAGGCAAAACAAACACACCACCCUUUGUAAUCCAUGACAUGGAGACUCUGCAUCUGGCCGAGCAGACUCUGGUGGCUAAGAUGGUUGGCAGUGCAGGUGGACUGCUCGAAAAGGACGUAGAAGUGCGAAUCUUCCACUGCUGCCAGUGCACAUCAGUGGAGACCGUCACAGAGCUCACAGAGUUUGCCAAGUCCGUUCCAGGCUUCUGCAACCUCGACCUAAAUGACCAGGUAACACUUUUAAAGUAUGGUGUGUACGAGGCACUUUUUGCUAUGCUGGCCUCUUGCAUGAAUAAAGAUGGCUUGCUGGUUGCCUACGGCAGUGGCUUCAUUACAAGAGAGUUCCUCAAGAGCCUGCGACGACCUAUCAGUGACAUGAUGGAGCCCAAGUUCCAGUUCGCCAUGAAGUUCAAUGCACUGGGACUGGAUGACAGCGACCUGGCUCUGUUUGUAGCAGCCAUAAUCUGCUGUGGAGAUCGUCCAGGCCUGAUGAAUGUCCCAUACAUCGAGCGGAUGCAGGAGAGCAUCGUCCAUGUGCUGCAGCUCCACCUACAGAAUAACCACCCAGACAAUACCUUCCUGUUUCCUAACCUGCUGCAGAAACUAGCUGAUCUGCGUCAACUAGUCACGGAGCAUGCCCAGUUAGUGCAGGAGAUCAAGAAAAUGGAGGACACAUCACUGCAUCCUCUGCUUCAGGAAAUCUACAGGGACAUGUACUAAGGGAGACUCACGUGCCACUAAAUUCGAAGCGGAACACAAAGAAGGUGCAAGAGAACAAGCCCUUAACCUUUCCUAACGAUUAAAGGCUUGUCUGACAGCUCAGAUGUUCAUUUGUUCCUAAAAAAAUAAAAUAAUGAAAUGCUCUCAGGGGCUUCUGGGAUCUGUCCCUUUUAAAGACACAGUGUAACCCCAUCUAAAGGGCUUGCCAAUAAAACAACUAUGCACAAGAGACAGUGCUGCCCGGAAAGUAAAUACCAGCAAACGAUGGAAAUCUUUUUUUAAAGAAAUGGCCAGUGGCAGGAUUGUCCUCAUUCACACUGCACUAAAGUUUCAUUAUAUUUUCUAAAAUAAAAAAAAAAAAAGUCUA